Molecule: messenger RNA, 1293 nt
Organism: Saccharomyces paradoxus
Lineage: Eukaryota; Fungi; Ascomycota; Saccharomycetes; Saccharomycetales; Saccharomycetaceae
Gene: RMD1
Product: Rmd1p
Exons: 1
Coding region: 1-1293 (430 amino acids)
Source: RefSeq, a predicted model, not a curated record
AUGGUAGAUAGUAAUAAUGAUCAACCGGAACGCCAGGCAUUGCUUGAUAAUGACCUGCAAACGUCAAAUAACAGUAAACCAUCAAUGGUCCAGAAAAAGUACAUACCCACCCCGCAAGAUACAAGAAAGUCUAGAGCAGCAUAUACAGGAAGUGCCAUGAUCAAUCCGAUAAGCAAGCAAAGUCGUACAGGGGCAGGUGCUCAAAGAACAUCACGCACAGCACAGAAACUAAAACUUCUACCAGAAGAACCAUUCCAAAGAGAUGGCGAAAGACUUUCAGAUUUAAAGAAUCAGGAGGUAUAUUCCCAAGUAAAUAGAAUAAAAGAUAAGCCUGCUAGAAGAGAUGCUGAAAAGUUAGGAAAAGCUCACAGACAUUUGCUCCCCAGAUCCACUGCAUAUUGUACCGCUAGCAGUUACAAUAUGAAAGAGCUGAUAAGGUGGUUAAAGGACUGUCGAAAGUUACACCACACUCAUCCUAAGUUAUUUGAUGAAUGCUUGUACACCCCUUUUAUUUACAACGAUUGGAGGGGAGACAAAAGAUUUGAGCAUGAAGAUGUCAUUAGGUUAGACGAUGAGGGUGGUGAAAUUAUUGUUAGUGACAAGCACCCAGAUCUGUUUAUCUUUGAAUAUGGUGUGGUUGUUAUGUGGGGGUUUACUGAAAGAGAAGAAAAGGCAUUUUUAAACGAUAUAGAGAGGUUCGAAAAAGAAAAAUUGGCAGAAGAAGAUAUUCAAGUUGAAGAGUUUAAUUAUUAUGUCACAAAAAGUUACCAACCGAGGAUAUAUAACGAUUUCAUUACCUUGAGAGAUGGUUCAAAUUACAUGGUAAAACUCUCUAUAUCUCACGCAAUUGCUCAAAGCGUAAAAAUUUCACUCUUCGAAGAGCUAGUAGAUAAUACUAUUGAAGAUACUCAGGACAUACCGCAAGAAAUUGCAUACAGUGGGAAGGUUUCUAUGAGCAAAGAAGAUAUAAUGAAAAGUAUAGGGGAGCUGUUCAUUUUGAGGAUAAAUAUCAAUCUGCAUGGAUCAGUUCUAGACUCUCCUGAGAUUAUGUGGUCAGAACCACAAUUAGAACCCAUAUACCAAGCAACAAGAGGUUACUUGGAGAUUAAUCAGCGCGUUUCACUUUUAAACCAAAGACUAGAGGUCAUUUCAGAUCUUCUUCAAAUGCUGAAGGAACAGCUGGGCCAUUCUCAUGAAGAAUAUCUUGAAUUUAUUGUCAUAUUGCUAGUGGGUGUGGAGGUCCUAAUAUCGGUGAUCAAUAUAGUUGUUGACAUGUUGGCAAGUCAGCAUUGA